This is a messenger RNA of Tetrahymena thermophila SB210, 1335 nucleotides long. RefSeq names its product protein kinase. The transcript has 2 exons. Gene Ontology annotation, molecular function: ATP binding; protein serine/threonine kinase activity. NCBI's taxonomy places the organism in Eukaryota, Ciliophora, Oligohymenophorea, Hymenostomatida, Tetrahymenidae. The record is from RefSeq and is a predicted model, not a curated record. Gene Ontology annotation, biological process: mitotic DNA damage checkpoint signaling; protein phosphorylation. Gene Ontology annotation, cellular component: nucleus; cytoplasm.
AUGAAUUAAAAUAAUUAGUAAGCAUUUAAUUUUAACAAUCAAGUUUAGGAAUAAUGGAUUAUGAUCUCAGAAAAUCUUUAUAUCGAAAAGUCAAGACCUUUAGGGUAAGGAGGAUUCGGAACCGUUUACAAAGGUAAGUAUGGCAAUUAAGAUGUAGCUGUUAAAGAAUUAAAAUAGUACAUAGACAAUAUGGGUACUGUAAAUGAGUAUUAUUAAUAAGAAAUAGAAACAAGCAAACAGAUAAUGAGCAUUGAUUGUGAAUAUAUAGUUAGAGUACUUGGUGUUGUACCUACAUAAUAUUAGUGCUAUGUUGUUAUGGAUCUUUGCAUUUCAGAUCUUUAAAAAUUAAGAAAAGAAAGUCCCAACCAGAGAUUAGAUGUAAUGACUGCUUUAAAAUGCAUUAAAGAAAUCUGUUUAGGAAUAAAAAGUUUGCACAUGAAAAAUAUUACUCACAGAGAUAUCAAACCUGAUAAUAUUUUUAUAGGCAAAAAUCAAUAAGAUCAACUAAUUUGUAAAGUUGGAGAUUUUGGUUUAGGAAAAAAUGAAUAGAAUAUGAUAAGUAAAGUAGGUACAAUUUCAUACAUGGCACCUGAUAUGCUUGAUUUUAGUAAUCAAAAGUAUACGAAUAAAGUAGAUAUAUGGGCUAUAGGGGUUAUGGCUCAUGAACUUUUAACAGGUACAAUACUUUUUUAAGGGUAAACUAUAGACAUUAUAAGAAAUAAUAUUUUAAAAUCUCGAAACUACAAAGAUUGGUAUAAAUUAUCAAGUAGUGUUGCUUAAACUGAUUUUAUUACUUAAAGCUUUAAGCAUAUUUAAUCUGAGAGUGUCAUAAAUUUAAUUGAUAUGAUGCUUUAAAAAAAUCCAAAUGAUAGAAAAGAUAUCAACUAAAUAAUUACUGAAGUUGAAUAAUGCAUGUCCCAACAAAUCAAUAAUAAUGCAAUGGUAAUAAAUAAUAGUAAUAAUAACCCUUAUUAAAAUAACUAAUUAAAUAAUUAGUAAUAUUAUGCACAAAAUUAGCCUAAUAAUAAUAUUAACAAUAGCAACAAUAAUUAAAGACAAUAAAACAACCAAUAAGAGUUAGAAAGAAAAAUAAAGGAUUUAGAAAUUAUGAUGAUGGGCUAGAAGAAAUUAUUUGAUUAAGUUAAAAAUGAAAAAGAUGAGUUAAAUAAAAGUUUAUAAUUAUAAUUAUAAUAAAAGGAUAAAGAAAUAAAAUCUUUAUAAGAGAAAUUAAAGGAGAAAUCUUCUAAAGAAUAAUAGUUAAUUAUAUCAAAGUAAGCAUAAGAACAUUUUUACAAUUUUAAAAAUUUUUUAAAUUUUUAAAAUUUUUAAAAUUGA